Heterobilharzia americana is the source of this 1945-nucleotide messenger RNA. NCBI's taxonomy places the organism in Eukaryota, Metazoa, Platyhelminthes, Trematoda, Strigeidida, Schistosomatidae. The record is from the annotation of a GenBank genome assembly.
GCUUGAGAAUGGUGAGCAAAAAGCGCCCAAGGUCAGUGAGGAAGGCACGUGCUACUGCUUUAGCCAUACAGGAGAAGACAUAUUCAAAGACUCCACAUACAAUGAUCUUCUCACGACCAGGAGUCGGUAGUUUGGUUAAACAGCUGGCUCUUGAUGUUAGAGAGGUUUUUGAACCGUUUACUGCAAGCCGUCUACGCGUAACGCGUCAAAAUGUUCUCAAAGAUUUCAUUAAUAUAGCUGGUCCAUUAAAUGUUACACAUUUGUUGUAUUUAACACAUCCUCAUGAAGAGAAACGUGCUCAGAAACAUGCACGUAGAUUAGCUAAAGCCUCUGCGAAACAGUUGACGAAUGAUGAUAAAAGUCGGAACAUGGACACGAUGGAAGAAAAUAUGAUUCCUGUUAAUAAAGCAGGUGAUGGUGGUGUUUAUUUGCAUAUGAUUCGUGUUCCCCAUGGACCUAGUCUCACUUUCCGUGUUUCUGAGUAUAGCUUAAAACGAGAUGUAUUGACUUUGGUUCGUCGAGUUUUUGACUGCCGUCAGUACAGCACUCCACCGUUAUUAGUAAUGACAGGGUUUGGUUUGGGUGGUUCUAAUACAACUACAUCAGCUCCACAACCUCAUUUACGAUUGGUCGUUGAUAUGUUUCAGAAUUUGUUGCCUCCAUUAAAUGUUCCAAAGCUCAAGCUUAGCACUGUUAAACGUGUUUUGCUAGUCAGUCGGGAAGUUGACGCUACUAUCCAUAAUGGUGAUGAUGAGAAUUCAAAGCAGUUGAGCGAUGUUAUAUACAUUCGACACUUUCAUAUUCGAACAGAAAACCGAUGUAUAAGUCGCGCACUACGACGUCUUGGAAUGGGUGGUGUGAAGCUAAAACGCAGACGUCUGACUGACUUUGAUUCAAAUUAUGGUAUUGGUCCAAGCGGUUCGGGAAAGUCUACUGGUGUACCGAAUCUCGCUAAAUAUUCAUCGAUGGAUGACUUCUUGACCAAAACUGGAUUAUUGUCAGAUUCAGCUCUAUCAGAUAUCUUAUCAGAUAUGGAGGAAGUCGACGUGGUUCCAGAUGUCAACUUACCUUCGUCAGGGUUCGCUAACAGUGACACUCUACAGUCCUUAUCAGGUUCGCGAAAACGUAAACGUGAUCGCAAUGCUGCUCCAGUCCAUGGAUUAAAACAUCUUGGUACAGCUAAGAAAGCCACGCUUCGUCUGACUGAAAUUGGACCACGUUUAACAUUGAAUCUAAUAAAGAUAGAGGAAGGUGUAAAUACCGGUACUGUUUUAUAUCAUCGUUGGCAAAAACGUUCAGUAACGGAAUUGGCUAUUCAAUCUGAGCGUCUACGACAACGUGAAGCUCUUCGAGCUAAGCGUCGCGCCGAACAUGAAGCUCGGCGUUUAGUAAAUGAAACCAAUCGUGAAGCUCAUCGUAUUGCUUGUCUUGAAGGUAUGAAACGUGCUGGUCACUUACCUUCGGGUGAAGAACAGUUACCUGAGGAAAUUAGUGAUGAGAAGAAUAUGAGAAAUGACGAUACGAAAACUGUCAAAUUCCAGUUGGAGGAACUACCAAAAACUAAGAAAAAUUUAAAACUUAACCACAAGUCAAUUACUGAACCAAAGAAGUCAGUAGUCAAAAAGGGAUUCAAAAGUAAUGUAGUAAUAAGAAAAAAAGAGAAGAAAUUGCAAUGACUGUGUAAUUAUUCUGUAUAACGAACUUAUAUUUGUUCCCAAAAUUGUAAAUAUUUGGUUCGUCGGCGCUUCAUUUUCAUAUAUAUACCAACAAUAUCUUUUGAUUUAAUCCCUUUGAACUGCUAUGCAUAUUUUAUAUUCUUACCGAAUAAAACUUAUAGUGAAGUGGAUAUGUAUAGAGGAAAUAAUGUUGGAGGGAAUAAACUCUGGUCCUUCUUAUACUGACUGCUGUUAUGGAAUCUGGUGAUCUUCUGUAUGGAGUAUGUAGC